GAGGUACCUGGAACAGGGAGUGAUGUCAGCUCCCAGCUCACUGCCUUCCCGGAUUCCUGACAUGGUGCGAGAGGGAGAGCGGGUGGGAAAGCCCUGGAAGGAGAAGCAAAAGGAUUAAUGUUUUGCAAACCUGGAGAGGACCAGAGUGCUGAGCUUAUGAACCCCCAGGGGAAGUGAACUGGAACUUCUGCAGCGGUGCUGGUGAUUUUACACCCAGGGCACAGGAGCUACAUAGCAUCGCAGUCUUGGAGCAUGCUUCCUUCCUGUUGAGCAGCAUAGAAUUUUGUUCCUCCUUUCUGACAUCAACACUCCUGCCCCCCAGGGAACCUCCAGCCCUUUCCACUUUUACCUCAGUCAGCUACCUGCCCAAGGUCAGUGUAAAGAGUUUAUGGAUUAACUUAAUCAUCUGCAAGAUCCACAGAACCCUGGCAAAGAUCGGUGUUAAAGUCCUUUUUUUGGAAUAUCCAGGUUGUGACCUCACUCUCCACUUGAGGAACUAGAAAAUGAUGAGCGAUGCCAGCGAUAUGCUGGCAGCUGCUUUGGAGCAGAUGGAUGGUAUCAUAGCAGGUUCUAAGGCCUUGGAAUAUUCCAAUGGGAUUUUUGAUUGUCAGUCUCCAACCUCUCCAUUCAUGGGAAGCUUGCGAGCCUUGCAUCUGGUGGAAGAUCUUCGUGGCUUGUUAGAGAUGAUGGAAACAGAUGAGAAGGAAGGAUUGAGAUGUCAAGUCCCUGACUCAACAGCAGAAACUCUGAUUGAAUGGCUUCAGAGUCAAAUGACUAAUGGACGUAUAUCUGGAAAUGGAGAUGUAUAUCAAGAAAGGCUAGCACGUUUAGAAAAUGAUAAAGAAUCUCUGGUUCUCCAGGUAAGCGUAUUAACAGAUCAGGUGGAAGCUCAGGGAGAAAAGAUUCGUGAUUUGGAGUUUUGUCUUGAAGAGCACAGGGAGAAAUUAAAUGCUACAGAAGAAAUGUUACAGCAGGAACUUCUGAGCAGAACAUCUCUAGAAACUCAGAAAUUGGACCUCAUGGCUGAAGUAUCUAACUUAAAGCUAAAAUUGACUUCCGUAGAGAAGGACAGAUUAGACUAUGAAGAUAGGUUCAGAGACACAGAGGGCCUAAUGCAGGAAAUUAAUGAUUUGAGAUUACGAGUUGGUGAAAUGGACAAUGAGAGACUUCAAUAUGAGAAAAAGCUUAAAUCUACCAAAGAUGAGCUUACAUCUUUAAAAGAACAGCUGGAAGACAAAGAAUCCGAAGUGAAAAGAUUACAAGAAAAACUGGUUUGCAAAAUGAAAGGAGAAGGAAUUGAAGUAAUUGAUAGAGAUGAAAACUGUAAAAAGAAGCUCAAAGAAAAAAAUAUUGAAGUACAGAAAAUGAAAAAAUCUGUGGAGUCCCUGAUGGCAGCAAAUGAGGAAAAGGAUCGAAAAAUUGAAGAUCUUAGACAAUGUUUGAGCAGAUACAAGAAAGUACAGGAUAUGGUGAUACUGUCUCAAGGAAAAAAAGGCAAAGAAGGUGAAUUUGAAGAAUUACCUAGUUCAAUUUCAGCCUUGCUGGAAAUGCAGAGUGUCAGUGAUCUGGAGAAAAGUCCACCUUCUACUCCAGUUACAGGAUCUCCCAGCCAUGAUGUAUUGAACACAAGUGUUCCAGAAGAGCUCCAUAUGAGCAUCUUGCAAGUUUCAAUGCCUUCGUUUUCACCAAUAUCCAAAGACUUGGAAACAUCUGACAAGUCAAAAUCUCCACCCAAACCAGAGACUUCAGCUGACGUGAAUGAUGGAAAAACAAUUCUUGAUGCUGCUUUAGAAGUGCAAAUGUGUGAUAAUCUGUUAUCUUCAACUCUGCACAAAUCCAGCAGUCUGGGCAAUUUGAAGAAAGAAGUGUCUGAAACGGAAAAGGAACCUCUUCAGAAGCCUCCAGAGACAGUACCUCCUGGGCAAAUCAGCAAAUUUGGAAGCCUCCCUCCCAAAGUCCAAGGACCUGGCCCUUCAGCAGGUGACAAUGCCUUUGGCACUCGAAAAGCCCGAUCCUCCUUUGGACGAGGCUUUUUUAAGAUUAAAAACAACAAGAGGACAGCAAGUGCACCAAACCUGGAUCGUAGCCGAAGUGCAAGUGCACCUACGUUAGCUGAAACAGAAAAGGAAACUGCUGAGGACCCAGCUGUGGCUGGCUUACCAUCCCUCGGAAAGGAUGCAGAGUGCACCAGUCCCUUCCAGAUAUCUCCACCUUCUCCAGACUCCAAAAAGAAAUCCAGGAGUAUCAUGAAGCUAUUUGGAAAACUUAGGAGGAGCCAAUCUACCACUUUCAAUCCAGAUGAUAUGUCUGAGCCCGAGUUUAAAAGAGGAGGAACAAGAGCAACUGCGGGGCCCCGUCUCGGUUGGUCUAGAGACCUAGGACAGUCGAACAGUGACUUGGAUAUGCCGUUUGCCAAAUGGACAAAAGAGCAGGUUUGCAAUUGGCUCCUGGACCAAGGAUUAGGUUCAUACAUGAAUUCAGGCAAACACUGGAUUGCAUCUGGGCAAACUCUUUUGCAGGCCUCUCAGCAAGAUCUAGAAAAGGAACUAGGAAUUAAACAUUCACUUCAUCGAAAGAAGCUACAGCUAGCUCUACAAGCCCUGGGAUCUGAAGAGGAAACUAAUCAUGGAAAGCUGGAUUUCAACUGGGUUACCAGGUGGUUGGAUGACAUUGGUCUUCCCCAGUAUAAGACUCAGUUUGAUGAAGGAAGGGUAGAUGGUCGAAUGCUACAUUAUAUGACUGUUGAUGAUUUGUUGUCUUUGAAGGUUGUUAGUGUGCUACACCAUCUUAGUAUCAAAAGAGCCAUCCAGGUGCUAAGGAUAAAUAACUUUGAACCCAACUGUCUACGGAGGCGACCAUCAGAUGAGAAUAAUAUCACUCCCUCAGAAGUUUCUCAAUGGACCAAUCAUCGAGUGAUGGAAUGGCUGCGUUCUGUAGAUCUGGCAGAGUAUGCGCCAAAUUUGAGAGGGAGUGGUGUGCAUGGUGGACUCAUGGUUCUGGAGCCUCGUUUUAAUGUUGAAACAAUGGCUCAGUUGUUAAACAUUCCACCAAAUAAAACACUGUUAAGACGACAUUUGGCCACCCAUUUCAACUUAUUGAUUGGUGUUGAGGCUCAACGUCAGAAGCGUGAGGCAAUGGAGUCACCAGAUUAUGUACUUCUAACAGCUACCGCCAAAGUGAAACCAAAGAAACUCACCUUCAGCAAUUUUGGGAAUCUAAGAAAAAAGAAACAAGAAGAUAUGGAGGAAUAUAUAUGCCCAAUGGAGUUGGGACAGGCAUCAAGAAAUGCAGCCAAGAAAGGAUAUAGUCCUGGUUUGGACAUUCGUCUAUAUGAUGAUGAUGAUUUGGACAGACUAGAACAGAUGGAGGAUUCAGAAGGAACAGUAAGGCAAAUUGGGGCAUUUUCGGAAGGUAUCAACAACUUAACACACAUGUUAAAAGAAGAUGACAUGUUUAAAGACUUUGCCACACGUUCUCCUAGUGCUAGUAUUACGGAUGAAGACUCCAAUGUGUGACAGUGACAGUGAUGGCUGGAUACCCAUUAGGAGUCCUCUUUUCUGUCCUAUUUCAGAAACACAUUCAGGAGAUGUACUGGGCUACAGAUUAUUCUUUCUAUUGUGUUCGCUUCUACUUGUUUAGGAGUGAUAUUUCUUUCAAGGGGGCAAGGGAGGGGGUGGGGCAGGUGCCUAUUCUGAAGUUGCCAUGAACAAUGAAACACUGUUGAGUGGUAGUAUAAUGGUUUUUACUCUAUUUAAUGUACAAUUCUGUGACAUAUUUAAAAUACUGCUUUUUAAAUGAUGUUACCACAUUGUUCCUCUUCACAUUAAUGGAAGACUUUGGAAGAAAAUGAGCUAUUAAGUAAAGUAUUCCAUUUCAUUUACUGUGGCUUUUUUAAACAGAAUUUAAGUGAUCACUGAUAAAUUUCUCAGCAUCAAUAUACAUAAUUCCUUACUAUUAAAUGUGUUCACCUGAACGUCACAGUUAUAUCCUUACAUGCCUUUUUACUAUUUCUGUCUUAUUUUUGUACAUUUUUCUAAGCAUGUAUACACACUUAAAUAUAUUAAAUCAUAGCAAACAGAACUUUUAUUUUACGACAUAGGAAGAUAAUGAAAAGAUUGUUGUUGUUUUUUAAACAAGUAUUGAUUAUCAUUUGUAUAUGUACCAGCUGGUUCCUGGAAAGAUGAGACUUUUUCAACUCGGGACUUUAUCAUCUUACCAAAUGCUUGACAGUGUUGACCAUUGUGACUAAAUUAGUGACAAGUUAAGUUAGUAAAUCUGAAAUCCCCAAGAAUUAUUUUUCUACCAUGUGUUGGAAUAUUAUGCUAUUUAAGAUUUUGACUUCAAAUCCUGGAUUCUUUUACUUAAGAAGAAGAACUUGAGGGCUAUUUUUUAUUCUGCAACUAGAAUAGCUUUUUUUUUUAUUCCAAAGGAUUCAUGUAGAAAGAAUUUUAAAAUUUGGAAAAAAAAAACACUUUAUAGUAUUAAACUCCUUAUUUUCCUUCUAGAAACAUCAUAACCCUACCAGUAGAUUGCCUAGUAUAUUUUAAUUGUAAACCCUUCCUGCCACCAAUGAAUGGAGCUUUUAAAAUAGAUAACUUCCCUAAAGUUUUAUCCCAAAAUAAAGUUCCAUCCAAUCAGUUUAGUAUUCUUAUACUGCAAAAGUAGUUUGUGAUGCCAAUUUUGUGAUGUUAAAUGGAGCCUAAGCUGUUCUAUAGUUCAGUGGUCCUAUGUCCUUUGGAAAGAGAAAACUACAAAUAAAACUAUUACCUACUAUUAUAUUUUUUUGAACCAAUAAUGUAUGUACAUAAAUUGUCAGGCUAAUGAGUACACAUUUACUCCUUUAUUCAGUAAGACAACUUGGGAAGUAGUCCUGCUCAAGAAUUUUAAGGGAGUUCAUAAAUACUAUUAGGAUACAUAAAUUGUAAACUCUAUUUAAAUAUCAGAGACAUAAAUUUUCCAUUUGUCACUAGGAGAUUCUUCCUAGGUCUUGUAGUUUUAGAUUAUUUAUUUAUAACUACAGUGCGUUGAUAAGAAUAUUAUUAUGCUACCUUUAACCCUACCACUCAUUAUCUGAUUAUGGCAUCAGAAACUGUUAUUAAUUUACUGUGUUCAUAUUUUAAUAUAAAUACAAAUGGCCAUGCAUUUUGCUUAUUGGAAAAUUCCUUACCAACUUCUUGUUAUGGCCCUAAAUAAUAAUAUCUGGAGAUAAUAUAAAUGCCAAAUUAGCUCAUUUAGUACAAUCUAGCUAAUAAUUUUAUGACACUGUUUUUAAAAAGAAAAUUAUAAGAGCGUGCACUACUGGGUAUUUCUAUGGAAAAACCAAUAAAAGAGUCAAUUGGAAA
Phascolarctos cinereus (koala) is the source of this 5342-nucleotide messenger RNA. It is a transcript of the gene PPFIBP1, whose product is annotated as PPFIB scaffold protein 1. Gene Ontology annotation, biological process: neuromuscular junction development. The record is from RefSeq and is a predicted model, not a curated record. Lineage: Eukaryota; Metazoa; Chordata; Mammalia; Diprotodontia; Phascolarctidae. Gene Ontology annotation, molecular function: protein binding. Gene Ontology annotation, cellular component: presynaptic active zone.